Molecule: messenger RNA, 1988 nt
Organism: Paramormyrops kingsleyae
Lineage: Eukaryota; Metazoa; Chordata; Actinopteri; Osteoglossiformes; Mormyridae
Gene: wsb2
Product: WD repeat and SOCS box containing 2
Biological process (GO): protein polyubiquitination; intracellular signal transduction
Molecular function (GO): protein binding
Source: RefSeq, a predicted model, not a curated record
UCAGGUGGUAAAAGAGGAAGGCUGUCUGUGUAAGAGGGUGGACAUUUAUUUCCGGUAAUGAACCGUAUCCUAGAGCGCUAUCCGGGCGAGCUUGACUUUCUGUAUAUGCAUCCACUCAUCAAUAUAAUCAUAGUACUUCGUGACAGAGCCGGUUAUGUUAGCUAAAUGCCGCAUUUCCGGAGUGACAGGCUGACCCGGUCUCUCUGCUUAGGCGGCGCCGAUCGGAUUCGUUUGUCGGUCGUACGGCAGUGUUUCGGACCGAUGUCGGGGGCGAAGCGGAAACGCACGUUGCGGGAUUGAGGAAAAGCCGGAGUGGUGCGGGGAGAAGGAAGAGGGCAGGGAUGCAGGCGCCGCCGUGUUCAUCAAUGGACGAGCGACGCGGAGCAGCGACGGCAGGCGCGCUGAUCUUGGAGCUGAAGCCUGUGCACCCGCCGCCGCUGGACGGACGCGCGGGGUGCGAGACGUGGAGCGUGCAGUUUUCCCCGGACGGCGGCUGCUUUGCAUGGUCCCUGGGACACGGCAUCGUAAAGCUCCUGCCAUGGCCCCUGCAGGACGUCGAGCGACACCGGAGCGCGGAGACAGAGGACGCCCCCAGGAGCAGGGAGCGGACACUGCAGUGCGGGCACAGUGUGUGGAGCCUGGCCUUUGGACCUGUUACCUCCAAGUUUGCAAGCCGCACAAAUGUCAAAGGCGUACCGCCCGAGCUGCUUCUGGCAACUGGCCUUAACAACGGAAAUAUUAAAAUAUGGGAAGUGGCCACAGGAAAACAGCUUUUCCAUCUGACAGGCCACCAGGGGGUCGUAAGGGACUUGGCUUUUACGCCGAACGGAAGCCUCACGCUCGUAUCCGGAUCUCGGGACAAAACGUUACGGAUAUGGGACUUGAGCAAACCAGGCAACAACUUCCAUGUUCUGACUGGUCACACAAGUUGGGUUUACAGUUGCAGUAUCUCCCCGGACUCUAGCAUGAUUGCAUCCGUUUGUAGGGGGGACACGAGGGUGUACCUUUGGAGUCUCCGCUCUUACACCUUCAUGAAGAACCUGCAGGGCUUCGACAUGUUCCCCGUGUCAUGUGACUUCUCGCCUGAUGGGGCACUGUUGGCCAUCGCAGCUUUCGCCACAAGGUGGGAAAUUGACGUGUUUGACCCCCACUCCGGUGAACGGCUCAUCGUGUUGAGGGACUGCCUGUUCUGUGAUCACGAUAUCAUGAACACGCCAAUCCGAGCAGUCUGUUUCUCUACUGAGGGCCUGCAUCUGGCUUUUGUCACAGAAGACAGGGCAAUACGGAUUUGGAAACUGGGUCAGGACAACCCAGCCAUGGAGACUGAUCUCCUUCGCUUCUCAAAUGGCCUGUGCUGCACAUUCCAUCCACAUGGAGGCGUCGUCGCGACAGGGACUAGAGAUGGACACGUGAAGUUCUGGAGGACGCCCCGACUUGUGCCGAGUCUUAGCCACCUGAGUCGGGUGGCCCUGAGGUGCCACAUCUCUACCCACCAGGUGAUGGCACUGCCCAUACCCAACAAGAUAAAGGACUUCCUCACCUACAGGAACCUGCAGGGGUGUCACGAGGCUCGCUGUAGCAUGCACCAGCUACCGCUAGACUAAACGGGGACUUGGGAUCCUGCAGCUUUAAGCUGAGGGCUCUUCUGGUGGACUGGAGCCACGCAGCUGUAGAAAUAAGUCACAGUGAACGGUGCCGAGGACCAAAACGACUGCUACGGAGCCAAAAUUAAAAAAAAAAAAAUCAAUACUGACAUCCCACUAAUGACCUUGAUAUCAACCUUUUUUGUUGUUACUAUUACUCAUCAAAAUAAGUCCCAGAAUCAGGGCUGACAAGUUUCUUUGGAAUCCAAGUCGGAACUGGUGUUCAUGAAAAUUAUAAGCAUUAGCUGCUUGUAUUGUGGGUGAGGAAAUAAUUCAAUGCUUAAAAUGUGCACAAGUAUCAAAUCGGUAACAGAUUAAUAAAUAAAAGGAUCAUUAAAAAUUAUC